This is a messenger RNA of Mercurialis annua (annual mercury), 1454 nucleotides long. RefSeq lists its product as uncharacterized. NCBI's taxonomy places the organism in Eukaryota, Viridiplantae, Streptophyta, Magnoliopsida, Malpighiales, Euphorbiaceae. The transcript is spliced from 8 exons. The record is from RefSeq and is a predicted model, not a curated record. The coding region runs from base 194 to 1246 and encodes 350 amino acids.
ACUAUUAAAGAGAGUCUCUUUUUGACUUUAAUCAAUUUUCUUUGAAUUUCACCAAAUUUCGCUUCCUUAUAAUAUUAAACAUAUUUUCUUUAUUACUACCAAUUCCUUACACUUCUAUUUGCUCAUCAAUCACUUGAUUUUCUCUCUGGUUGUGUUCUUUCUCGAGAACUACGUUCCGAAUAAAGCGUAAAGAAUGCGUGCUCCGUCAUUACUCGCACAAUGCAUACCUGGCUUGGUCCCUCAAGACCGAGCAAGCGUUAGCAUUUCCAGUGUUUCAGAUAGGGAUGUGCAGCUUCCUUCUCCUGCUGUUGAGAUUCUCCCUUCAAAGAUCGCUCACCCUUAUAGAUAUGCAGGAGAGAAUGUUGAAUUGCAAGGGCUAAACGUCUUCAAGGGAAGAGUUAGCGUUGCUGAUAUUAUUGGGUUCACAGGUUCCGAAAUGAUAUCAUCAAAAAGUGACGGGUCUAUGAAAUCUUGGAACAGCUCUCUUGAUCUUGUAAAUGUCCUUAAGCAUGAAAUCCGCGAUGGACAACUGAGCUUUAGAGGCAAGAGAAUUCUUGAGCUUGGUAGUAACUAUGGACUUCCUGGGAUCUUUGCUUGCCUGAAGGGGGCUUCUGCUGUGCACUUUCAAGACCUGAAUGCAGAAACACUAAGGUGCAUGACUAUACCAAAUGUCCUUGCCAACCUUGAGCAGGUUCGGGAGAGGCAGAGUCGACAACCAGAGAGCCCUCUUACUCCAUCAAGGAACUCUCUGUCACCGUCAGUCCACUUCUAUGCUGGGGACUGGGACGAACUUCCAACAGUGCUGUCAAUUGUGAGAAAUGAUGCCUUAGAAGCAACAACAGGCAUGAACCUUAGCUUCUCUGAGGAGGAUUUCAUGGAUGCAUGUAGUAGCCAGGACGGUAACAUCAUAGGGCACGAAACUUCCUCAAGGCGAUCAAGGAAGCUUUCGGGAAGCCGGGCAUGGGAGAGAGCUAGUGAGAUUGAUCAUGGAGAAGAUGGCUAUGAUGUUAUUCUGAUGACAGAUAUCCCAUACUCUAUAAUUUCUUUGAAGAAGCUGUAUGCUCUCAUUAAAAAGUGUAUGAGGCCUCCAUAUGGAGUAUUAUACUUGGCAACAAAGAGAAAUUAUGUCGGUUUCAACAAUGGAGCUCGACAGUUGAAAAGUCUGGUAGAUGAAGAGGGCAUUUUUGGAGCUCAUUUAGUUAAGGAGAUGGCUGAAAGAGAUAUUUGGAAGUUCUUUCUCAAGUAAAAUUUGCUAACUGAUAUAGAUCCUCAAUAUCUACGAGUUCAGAAUCCUAGUCUUGUAUAUUACGUAUCAAAAUUAUCCUUCAUUUUUUCUUUCUUUUCAUAACAGUGAAAAAUCAGAAUUUAAGAGUUAAAAUUAGUGAUUUUUGUGUCAUACCUAUGUAAUUCUUUUUUGUUUUAUUUCACAUACAAAAUAUAUAAAUUCUUUGUCA